This is a messenger RNA of Ostreococcus tauri, 963 nucleotides long. Its product is annotated as Mitochondrial substrate/solute carrier. Bases 1 to 963 code for a protein of 320 amino acids. Lineage: Eukaryota; Viridiplantae; Chlorophyta; Mamiellophyceae; Mamiellales; Bathycoccaceae. The record is from RefSeq and is a predicted model, not a curated record. Gene Ontology annotation, biological process: mitochondrial transport; mitochondrial transmembrane transport. Gene Ontology annotation, molecular function: oxidative phosphorylation uncoupler activity. Gene Ontology annotation, cellular component: mitochondrial membrane. The transcript has a single exon.
AUGGCGAACGGCGCCCGCGAAGUGGUCGCCGCGGCGUCGACGAGCGAGACGCGAACGAAGACGCUCGAUCCGUUCGUCGGUCAGCUGUGCGCGAGCGCGUUCAGCGCCUCGUUCGCGGAGUUUUGUACCAUUCCUCUGGACACGGCGAAAGUGCGCAUGCAGUUGGCGUCGAACGCGACGGGCGCGGUGGAUGGACGGUACGCGUCGAUGGCGUCGACGAUGCGAACGGUCGUCGCCGAGGAGGGCGCGGCGGCGCUGUGGAAGGGGAUAGCGCCGGGGAUACAUCGCCAAGUCUUGUUCGGCGGCUUGCGCAUCGGCAUGUACGAACCCGUCAAGGCGUUUUACGCGGAGAAGAUGGGGACGGCGAGCGAGGGCGCGGACGCACCGCUCGCGCUGAAGAUCGCGGCGGGGCUCACGACGGGGGCGAUUGGGAUCACGAUCGCGUCGCCGACGGAUUUGGUCAAGGUGCGGAUGCAGGCGGAGGGACGACUCCCGGAGGGGACGCCGAAGCGAUACCCAUCCGCGGUCGGGGCGUACGGAACCAUCGUUCGUCAGGAAGGUGUCGCCGCGCUCUGGACCGGGCUCACGCCGAAUAUCAUGCGUAACUCCAUCAUCAACGCCGCCGAGUUGGCAUCGUACGAUCAGUUUAAGCAAACGUUCGUGGGCAUGGGGGCCAAGGCGGACGAAGUAUCGACGCACAUUGCGUCCGCAAUCGGCGCCGGGUUCGUCGCCACGUGCGUUGGAAGCCCGGUCGAUGUCGUCAAGUCGCGAGUCAUGGGUGAUUCGGUGGGGAAAUAUAAGGGAUUUAUCGAUUGCGUCACCAAGACGCUCACCCACGAGGGGCCGAUGGCGUUUUAUGGAGGCUUCCUUCCGAACUUCGCCCGUCUCGGUGGCUGGAACGUGUGCAUGUUCCUCACCCUCGAGCAAGUUCGUAGAUUGAUGCGCGAGAACGACAUUAUGUGA